Molecule: messenger RNA, 1762 nt
Organism: Morus notabilis
Lineage: Eukaryota; Viridiplantae; Streptophyta; Magnoliopsida; Rosales; Moraceae
Product: mannose-1-phosphate guanyltransferase alpha
Exons: 15
Coding region: 393-1643 (416 amino acids)
Biological process (GO): biosynthetic process
Cellular component (GO): cytoplasm
Source: RefSeq, a predicted model, not a curated record
CAAAUAAUAAUAAUAAAGUUAAAAAGUUAGGAAACUUCCUUGGCAAUGGCAUUGGCUGUUUUCCCCGUAGUUAAUCGACUGCGAGUGGCUUUGGCUACUUGGGUAGGAACUUGACUUUUUAAGCAUAAAACCAUUUUUCUUUCUUUUGAUACCGACACUUAACUGUGCUGGAUUGGAUCUUCCUAAAUUCUUUUGCCAUAUCAUUUUUCAUACACGACCCUCUUCCUAAAACAUACUCAACUUUUGUUUUUCUUGCUCCCUAUUGAACUUAGAAUAUGCGCCUGAAUCUUUCUCUAGUGGGGAUACAUUUGUGUUUCCAGAGAAUUUAGCUUCAUAAGUUCAAAGUUUGUGGCUGUUCUGGAUCUGGGUUUUUUGGAAUUGGGUGGUUCAGAAUGGGGAGCGCAGAGGAGAAGGUUGUUGCCGUGAUCAUGGUUGGUGGACCCACCAAAGGAACUAGGUUCCGACCAUUGUCAUUCAAUAUUCCAAAGCCGCUUUUUCCGUUGGCAGGACAACCAAUGGUCCAUCAUCCAAUUUCAGCAUGUAAAAGGAUUCCUAACCUGGCGUAUAUUUAUCUCAUUGGUUUCUAUGAAGAGCGUGAAUUCGCAUUAUAUGUGUCUUCGAUCUCUAAUGAGCUUAAAGUUCCUGUUAGAUAUGUGAAGGAAGACAAGCCACAUGGUUCAGCUGGUGGACUUUAUAACUUCAGAGAUCUGAUCAUGGAAGACAGCCCGUCGCAUAUUUUCUUGCUGAAUUGUGACGUUUGCUGCAGUUUUCCACUGCCAGAAAUGCUAGAGGCUCAUAAAAGUUAUGGUGGAAUGGGAACAAUCCUAGUGAUCAAGGUUUCUGCAGAAUCAGCCAAUCAAUUUGGGGAACUGGUAGCUGAUCCAACCACGCAUGAACUGUUGCAUUACACAGAAAAACCCGAGACUUUUGUUAGUGACCUGAUAAAUUGCGGUGUCUACAUAUUUACACCAGAUAUUUUUACUGCCAUACAGGGGGUUUCCACACAAAGGAAGGACAGGGCUAAUCUGAGACGUCUAUCCAGCUUUGAAGCCCUCCAGUCACCAGCAACAAGAAGUCUUCCCUCAAAUUUUGUAAGAUUGGAUCAAGAUAUCCUGUCACCUCUAGCAGGGAAAAAACAGUUAUUCACCUAUGAGACCAGGGAAUUCUGGGAACAGAUUAAAACUCCCGGAAUGUCCUUGAAGUGUUCUGCUCUGUACCUUGCACAAUUCCGGUUUACGUCACCCGAUUUAUUGGCUAGUGGAGAUGGCGUAAGAAGCGCAAACAUUGUAGGUGAUGUUUAUGUCCAUCCUUCAGCAAAAAUACAUCCGACUGCUAAGAUUGGUCCAAACGUCUCCAUAUCUGCAAAUGCUCGCAUAGGCGCCGGCGCAAGGCUCAUCAGCUGUAUCAUCCUUGAUGAUGUAGAAAUUAAGGAAAAUGCAGUUGUUCUUCAUGCAAUUAUCGGUUGGAAAUCUUCCAUUGGAAAAUGGUCCCGGGUCCAGGCCAGUGGAGAUUACAAUGCAAAACUUGGAAUAACAAUCCUUGGCGAAGCAGUGUCUGUUGAAGAUGAAGUAGUGGUAAUAAACAGCAUUGUCCUACCAAAUAAGACUCUCAAUGUCAGUGUUCAAGAGGAAAUAAUUCUAUGAUUGUCUCUCUAGUGUAUCAUAACUGGUUUUCUAGUAGAAAACUGAUGUUUGAAUAAUUUAUUAUUUCUGUAAAUUAAGGUUUAGCAAAUAAAAUUCCUAGAGAUAUUUUCUCUUUGGUA